AUGGACCAACAUGAAGAGCAGGACAUCAGUUCUCCCAUGCCUAUUCUCCGAAGACUGGAUCGUCUCGAUCGUUUGCUGCAAUUCUUGGAACACAAGCAUUGCUUGUCAGCAAGCCAUUCUUCUAGCUCUGCCUGCAAAACCAUGGAACCAGUACCAGAAGAAGAUCAGUGUAAGACUCUGUCAUCUGCCAUUGAAGAAACACAUCAAAAAGGCACAUUGAUGGAAAGAGUAGCUGUGCUCGAAAACCGGGUAUUACAGUUAAGCCAUGAGAUGGAUGAAGAAAAUGCAUCAAGGUCUAGCUGUUCCACCAUUCUAGUAUCUGAGGACAAGCAAGACCCUUUCAUAACUCAAGAGUGUUCUUCAGAAGCAUGUGUAAGAAAGCCACAAGGUUCCAAGAAAGGCAGAAAAAGAAGAAACAAUCUUGUCUCCAUCAUUCAGUUGAGAGAAUGGUUUAGGUGGGCUCGAAUGGGAUGUUAA
This is a messenger RNA of Prunus armeniaca (apricot), 477 nucleotides long. The record is from the annotation of a GenBank genome assembly. Lineage: Eukaryota; Viridiplantae; Streptophyta; Magnoliopsida; Rosales; Rosaceae.